CCAGGACUCUGGGAUUGUGACCUGAAUGGAGGGCAGACGCUUAACCAACUGAGCCACCUGGGUGCCCCGUCAUGAAGCUUUUUAAGUAGGCUAAGCUGUGAGAGUCAGAGUGAUAAAGGAGGAGAGGGCCAUCACUCACCUGGGAGACAGGAGACCCAUGUAGUAGUUGGAGUUUUGUCAUCAUCCACUGGUAUGCCUUGGUCUCUCGGAGCCUGAAUUUCUGCAGAUAAAAAAAUGAGGAAAGGUAGGUUAGAAAAUUUCCUGGUGCUGACAUUCUUUAGUGUUAGAACAAGAGUCAUGUUUUUUCAGGGGUGGUAGAAAGGACAGUUUGUUCUUUUGGACAUCCUGGACACCAGCUUCCACUGCAGGCCUUGACUAGGCAAAGCCCAGAGUGCAGGGUCAGCACUGACCCCACCCAGGGCCCCGGGCUUGGUGUGAGAGGUGCUGGAAGGCCCGGGACUAUUCUCUGGGGCCCUGUACUUCAUGCAUCGGUUGGCCUUGGGGUUCACACAGGAUGUUUCGCUCACAGGGCUGAGCAGGCCCUGAUAGAGCGACUCUCAAAUGGGGGUAGGGUGUGUUCCCCUUAUCCCCACCGACCAAAACAGGACUGAGGGGCAGCUGGGGUCUGUCCCAGGUGGAGCUGGUGCAGCCCCACCCCCACCAGGCUGGCCCUCUGCCCCCUGGUCCACCUCGUGAUGGUGGCCCACAGCUUCUCACAAGUUCUUGGACAUCCACUGCCUCUCAGGUGAGACACACGUUUACCUUUGGCUGCUUCUCCUCUGUCUGUCUUGGCUGAGGUUGGGCCCAUGCCCCUAAGGGGAUCCUAGAGGGGUUUGUUCUUGGGAGAGGAAGCUGGAGCUCUGGAGUGUGAACAGUCUUGAGGAGGAAGGACAGCCCCGUGUCUCUGGGGCCCAGCAAGUGAGGGGAGUGGAGUUUUGCUGCCUGAUGCAAUGUCUGGCAGAGCCCGUCCCUUAUCAGAGCUCCGUUCCCAGCAGACUCUGGGACCCCACCUUCCUUCAGGGGAGGCAGGGGCAGGCUGGGAGGCAUCCAAGUAGAAAACUGUUGUCUAGUGGGGGUCCCUUGUGGCGCAGGGGGGAGGCCUGGCCAGAAAGGCCCCCAAGGGGAGAGGAGGGUAGGAAGUUUGGUGCGUAGAGUUGGGGCCUUAGCCCAGCCUACUCUCUUUUUCUUCCUUCUCAAAGAUUUGUCUGGAAUACCCCUGGGGCUUUUCUGCCCUCCUCCCAUUAUUAGAGCAUCGCUGUAGGGGCUUGAACUGAAAGCCCCAGGGCUUGGUUUCUUCAUCCUCAAAAUGACAUUCUGGAUUGAUAGUGAUAAUUCAAGAGACCCAAAGUUUGAAACCCCAAGUGUGAAGUUUUGCCCAUGGCACACACUUCUAGUUACUUGCCUGCAGUACACACUCGGGGUGUAUACUUGGAGCACACACCCGUAAGCACACACGUGGUUUAUUCAUCUAGGGAACAGCUGCUGUUCCUUCUUCCUGUGUCCUACCAACUUAGAAGGAGUGAGCAUCUCCCGCCCGGGCCAGAUGCUUUGGAAAAGGCAUGAGUGCGUUCAUCCGACAAGCAUUCUCGAACACCUGCUCUAUGCCCCAUGCAGACAGAGCUGAGCACGGGGAUUCUGGGCACAGAAUACAGGGGUGGAACAGAUGGACGAAGCUCUCCUGUCACGGAAGCUACGUGCCAUUGGUUGAAUUUGGCAAGAAACCAGUACAUUUCUGUCCAGGAAGGAAAUGAAGCAAUCUGCUGAGGAGGGAAGUGUUGGGGGAGGGGAGAUGGUCCCUGGGAGGUUGGUGGUCGGGAGGGCUCCAGGGAAGGGCUCCAGAGAUGAGCACUGGGGAUGACUGGACCAAGGGCAGCUAGCUGUCCCACCCUCUGCGGCCUCCUGGCAGAGCUGCGCUGGCCCGUGCUUCUGGCCUUCUUCCCCAUUGACCCUGGUGCCCUGGAAAUGGGACCUCGGCUGGCAUCCCACCUUUUCCUUUGGCUGUCACUCCACUUCCUGGGUAUCAGGGGAGGAAAGGUAUUGAGUACUCCACUGGCAGGGGGCAUCUGCCGAGAGAAGCACAAAUGUUUCAUUCUCCCCAUGAGCAAAGGAAGAGUGCACCCUGCGUUUUGGGAGGGAGCAUCACAGAGGUUUGACUAGCCUUGACAGAAGUCAUAGACCCACUUCUUAGAGAGGGCCUCUGCUGGGAGCUUUGCCAGGUGACUCCCAUCUUGGCCCCAUCUUCCUCCCUGGUGACUCUGUGACCUCCUGGCCCUUGUGGCCCUCUCCCAGCUCCUGGGUCGGAGGACCUCCCACAUUGCCCCUGGGACCUCUAAACCUCCCUCACCUGCCUGUCCACCGUCCACUGGGCCUCUGGAGCUAAGGCUAAGGGCAGCCUGCUGGGCCAGGGCGAAGGAACCAGCAGCCUGCCUUGUGUUUCCUGUCAAGAGUUUUUACCAUUGCUUCUUCCUUUUAGGGCAAUGCUGGGAAGGUUCUCAGGAACCCUGUAUUAUUCAGGGGGGUGAGGGGACUGGGAUGGCAACUCAAAAAUAGAAACAGUGCUUGCAGAGGAGGGGAGGAGAAGGUGCGGGAACUUUUCAUCAUCGAGGCAGCUGAACUUCUGAUCUUACCAAAGACCCAGAAGAGGGAGGACAGUGAGAGCAACUCCCCCCACCCACCCCUGCCUUUUCUCCCCUCGUUUCUCCCCUAUCGUAUUUAAUGAGCACUUACCGUGCCCCAGAUACUAUUCUUCAUGGCAACCUUAUGUACAGGUUUUCCAUGCUACAGGUAAACUGAGGCCCAGAAAAGUUAAGUCACUCCUACAAGGCUACACAGCAUGGUAGACACACAGAAAGGACUAGAACCCAGGACUCCGGGUCCCAGCUCCUUUCGCUUCCCCUCACAUCAUCAGAUACAGGCAACUCUCCAGUCAAGAGAUGAGAGGGCAGGAAGUCAGGAUUUUAAUCCCGUUUGCUCUGCAGACUCAGCAUUGAGUCUCACCCUUCCAGAGAGAUGGAUGGCCUCAUACCCCAUGGGGUGUUCCGCAAAUUCAUGCUGACAGCCUGCCAGGCACUGAGCCAGGCAUCAGCUUUGACAGGUUUGCUCACCUGUGUUUUGUUGGGCAGCUGGCAUAUGCUGGGUGCCGUUCUAGAUGCUGGUCCCUGCUUCCUGGAGCUCGGAUUCUGGGAAGGGAGGACAGGCAGGCAGACCAUCAGCUGGAAAGCCCAACCAUAUAUGCUAUAGUGGGGGUGAUUGGGGAGCACUGGGAGGCUCAGAUGACCUGGGUCUCGGAGGGACGAUGAGGACUCCUGUUGGGGGAACCUUGGACAGUUACUUAACCCGUCAGCCUGUUUCCUCAUCUGUAAAAUGGGAUAACUGCUCCCUAACCAGACUCUGUAAGGGUUGGAGGAGAAAAUGCAAAUCAAGCGCUUAGCAUGGCACGUGGCCCAGAGCAGUAAGCACUCAAUGAAUCUCAGCCACCCAGAUCAUUCCAGUUGGCCCUUCCAUCCCGAGUGUCAGCUCCAUGAGGCCAGAGACCAGCUGUGCUUGCUGGCUACUGUAUCCCCAGUACCUAGACCAGAGGCUGGCACAGAGUGGGUGCUUACGGAGUCGUUGUUUAAUGAAUAUGUGGGGAAAGGCCCAGAAGGAUUAGGAAGGGGCAGGAAUAUUCUAGUUGCCCUGGAGCUGUCUCUGCAAGUCCUUCUCCCUCCCCCUUAGCCCCUCCUCAGUCACCCACACUCAGGAAGCCUCACCACCCCUCUGCCCUGCACAGCUGGGGCACACCACUCUGCUGCCAGCUUCCACAUCUGCCUUCUGGUAUUGCAGAGCCCCUGGCCCACUGCUUUCCCCAAAGGACAGAUGCGCUGGCUGUCCUUCUAGUCACUUCCAUUGUGUGACGAAGGUGUGACCCCAGCACCUACCUUCCUGCCCUCUUACUCUCUCGUCCACGGCAGCUGCUUCCUGUGGGGAAAUCUUUUCCAGAAGAGAGCUGAUCCUGGAUGCACUGACCAGGUCACAAGCCUUCCCCACACUUGGAGCAAAGAGUAUCCCAUGAAUGACCGUCCUCAUGGAGAACGCAUAGACUUUUGGAUGGAGUUGGAGGGGGCGAUGUUGUGCUGGAAUCUGGGGUUCAUGAUGCUGGACAGGUGUGUGUGAUGGAGCAGAUGCGUGCAAGAAACGGGCUCCUCGGGGAAUGCUGUAUUUAUUUGCUCAGCUAUUAAAAAUAUAUCUAUCUUCCGGUGAGGGUCAUCUAUUCCUUUAUUCCUUCUGUUGUUCGGCAGCCGUGCUCGGGUGUCUCCUGUGUGCCUGGCCCAGUGCUAAAGGAUAAUGAGGGGCCUGAACAAAACCCCUUUAUGCCACAAAAUGAUGAUCAGCGGUGAACAGAUCUUACAAGUCGGCUCACCUUAUGACAGUCUCGGGUGCUAAUGGGAGUCUGCAUGGUGGUGGGACCGGGGGACCCCUAACCUAGGACGAGGGUGUCGCCCACCUGAAGACGGCAAGCCAGAUCCUGAGUGAUGCUGCUGAGCUGACAGCCCACGGCCCCACCGUUCCCCAUGGAGAAAGGACUCGCUUUACCCCAGGACUGCUGGGACUUUCUGCACAGCCUGAGGAUGAGGAGCAAAUAUGCCCUUUUCCUGGCUUUUGUGGUGGUGGUUUUUGUCUUCAUUGAAAAGGAAAAUAAAAUCAUAUCAAGGGUGUCAGACAAGCUGAAGCAGAUCCCGCAACCCCUGGCUGAUGCCAACAGCACCGACCCAGCCCUCAUCUUGGCCGACAAUGCGUCCCUCUUGUCCCUAAGUGAGCUCGAUUCGGCCUUCACCCAGCUGCAGGGCCGCCUGCGAAACCUCAGUCUGCAACUGGGUGUAGAGCCGGUGGGGGAAGAGGCCGGGGCAGAGGCUGAGGUUGCAGCUGGGGACGAGGGGCCACCGCCACCCCCCGGGGCCGGGCCGCGGCGCCACGUGCUGCUUAUGGCCACCACGCGCACCGGCUCCUCAUUCGUGGGCGAGUUCUUCAACCAGCAGGGCAACAUCUUCUACCUCUUCGAGCCGCUGUGGCACAUCGAGCGCACGGUGUCCUUCGAGUCGGGAGGCGCCAGCGCCGCGGGCUCGGCCCUGGUCUACCGCGACGUGCUCAAGCAGCUGUUCCUGUGCGACCUGUACGUGCUGGAGCACUUCAUCAGCCCGCUGCCCGAGGACCACCUGACCCAGUUCAUGUUCCGCCGCGGCUCCAGCCGCUCGCUGUGCGAGGACCCCGUGUGCACGCCCUUUGUCAAGAAGGUCUUCGAGAAGUACCACUGCAAGAACCGCCGCUGCGGGCCCCUCAACGUGACGCUGGCCGCCGAAGCCUGCCGCCGCAAGGAGCACAUGGCCCUCAAGGCCGUGCGCAUCCGGCAGCUGGAGUUCCUGCAGCCGCUGGCCGAGGACCCGCGGCUGGACCUGCGCGUCAUCCAGCUGGUGCGGGACCCGCGCGCCGUGCUGGCCUCGCGCAUGGUGGCCUUCGCGGGCAAGUACGAGGGCUGGAAGAAGUGGCUGGUCGAGGGGCAGGCGCGCCUGGGGGAGGAGGAGGUGCAGCGGCUCCGGGGCAACUGCGAGAGCAUCCGGCUGUCGGCGGAGCUGGGGCUGCGGCAGCCCGCCUGGCUGCGCGGCCGCUACAUGCUCGUGCGCUACGAGGACGUGGCGCGUUGGCCGCUGCAGAAGGCGCGCGAGAUGUACCGCUUCGCCGGCAUCCCCCUGACGCCGCAGGUGGAGGACUGGAUCCAGAGGAACACGCAGGCGGCGCAGGAUGGCAACGGCAUCUACUCCACGCAGAAGAACUCCUCGGAGCAGUUCGAGAAGUGGCGCUUCGGCAUGCCCUUCAAGCUGGCGCAGGUGGUGCAGGCCGCCUGCGGCCCCGCCAUGCGCCUCUUCGGCUACCGGCUGGCGCGGGACGCCGCCUCGCUCACCAACCGCUCCGUCAGCUUGCUCGAGGAGCGCGGAACCUUCUGGGUCACGUAGGCGGCCCCGGGCCCGCGCACGCGCACUCCCCUCCUUGGGAAAGACCCGCCCUUGCCUGCCUUGUCCCCAGGACAGCCGGCGGUGAGCUGGUGGCUCCGGUGGAGGGCGGCCAGGCCGGUGAGCGGCCUCCAGCGGGGCAGGCAGCCUUUCUGGAGCAGUAGUCUCCCCCCAUGCCGCAGCCUGGGGCCUGGGGUCUCUCACCGAGAGCGGGACAGUGCCUGUCCCCCAGGGCCGCCAGGCCAGGACCUAAGGAGCUGCGGUCUCCUGAGUAGGCAUCCAGGCCCGGAGCUAUUGACAACAAGCCUUUCUCUGUCUCUUGUCUCUCUCUCUCUCACACCACAAUAUAAGAACAUGCAUAAAUGCCUACAGACCCUGUGGGCCAGAGUCCGGGUGUUGAUCUGGAAGGGGCUGGGAGCACAGACAAGUCAACAGCAGCCCUCCCGUUGUACUCAGCCUUCAUCAUUCAGUUUCUGGAUUUCUACACCAUCCGGUGUGGAAUCCUCAUGGAUCCCUGGGGAGGGACUGGAACAGCCCAGAAUGUCAGGGGAUGGCAGUUGGGGCUUUUCAACCAAGAACGGUUCGAUAUUUUCACAAAUGGAAGAGCUGUGCCGGUUAUGAAGUCAGCCCUACAAGGAACUAUAAAACACACACAUGUGUAAAAAUAAGGCCUCUAUGUAUACCACACAUAGACCCAAACAACAUAGAAAUCCAAAUCCACACACACAUACACAGGCAAGCUGCCCUGUUGCUUUAUUCCCACAGAAUUUAACUAUCACGCCCCUAAUGGGGAGCCUUUCAUUACAUUUUUAGAAUUAGCUGGGGAUGGGGAAGGAAACACAGUCAUGGGCCAUGACCCUGCUCCUGACAAGGUUUGAACUGAAAGGUAGACCCAGAAGGGCUGAGUCUGCGGCCUCUGCCCACCUUGGUUUCCCCUGGCUAUCUCCUCUGGCCCAUUCAUGUCCUCCCUGCUGGCAGGCAGGAUGUUUUGAAAUGGGGUGGCCAGCUCUCACAUGACUGCAGCCCUAAUACCCUGUCCCAGCUGGGCUGGCUCCCUGAGAGCAUGAUCCUGUGUGAAGGCUGCCCCAGGCCUGACUGGAGGGAAAAGGCAGCUGGCAAGUCCUGCCAUUUUCUGCCAGGCCUCAUGUGAGGCAGGGCCCAGAAGAGAGUACAGAGAGCUCUUGGGGGAGAAGUCAUAUCAGGAUACCCCCCUCCCCUGGGAAGACAAGGGUACAGAGGUCAGCCUUGUGGUUGGUCACCGUGGUUACAUGGUUAGUGUCUGGAAUUCCAACUUUCAGGGCUCUGGGAAGAGGGUUGCUCAACUUGGGAUAGGCUGGGUGUUCUACUUGUUGGUUUUUUUUUUUUUUUAAGUUAUUUAUAGUUUCAUAUCUUGUUUUGCGGCUGUGUUUUUUUAUUUUCUUAUUGCAGGAGUGCAGCUUCGAAGCAAUCUUGGCAUGAGGGUGCUGGGAGGACGAGCAGGGAGCACUCUGGCUCCUGCUGGAGGGAGAGGAGGAGGAGGAGGAAGGAUCAGAGCCUAGGCAGCCACAUGGCAGCCUACAGUGCCCCACGGGCUUUUCUGUUUGAGCCUUAUGUGAAAUGAGUCUUAGAAGCCACCUGGGUUCUUUGCUGUGUGUCGAGAAGCGACAUAAAUUAGCUCUCGCCCUUUCCCAAGACAAGGCCAGAUUGGAACAUCUCAAUGUCCAAAUGAAUUUCCUUGAGGUGGAGGGGGUCAGGGGCCUGUGGCCAAGCAGCAAAUGUCCCCACACUGGGGAGCAGAACUCAGUCUCCUUGAAGAGCUGCAGAGUUCACUAGGGCUGUUUCUGAUUUCCUGGACAACUCCUCUGUCAGAUCUGUCCUGUUGUCAAACCCAGAGGGCUGAAUUUCAGUCUGAGUAAUUUGGACACAAGGGAAACAGGAUCUGAGUCCAGCUGGUGCUGCCAUGGGGAUUGUGUCCUGGCCAGAAGCUGCCGUUUGAGACGCUGAGGACCGUAGCCAUUUUGUGGGGUCUGUGCCCAUUACCACAUUGGAGCUGCUGGGUCUCCAUCACCGUGGACUACAGUCAUUCAAGGAUGUCUCCAGUCUUGGCUUUCCAGUCCCAGAAUAAGUGGUGCAGGGGCUCGAAUUUGGGGUCCAAAGGGAUUCCACCCUGAAAACUUGACUCUGGGGCAGAGUGAGACCCAAGAGCCUUCUGGUGAGCCCAGAAGUGCUGGCUUUUCCUCCCCCUACCCUACUGCGUCCCACCUGUGGUUGGUGGGGCUGGGGCAGGGCUGGGGGCAGGCACCUCCCUCUGGGGCUCUUCUUGCCCCCUGACCCCCGCCCUGGUGUGGACAGCAGACUUCUUCCUUCCUGUGCCUCAAGCCAAGGUCUCCACCCCGGAGCCCUGAGGACAGUGCCAAGAAUGGACCUUUGGGACUUCUCAGGACAUUGACAAUUUGUACACUACGAGUUGACUUUAUUUAUUUAUUUUGUGACAAAGAAGAGACAUAAAAUACCUUAUUUGCAGGGACUCAAAGCUGUACCCAAAUCAAGAAAGACGAGAAACCGUAAUAGAAACUAUUGACUCGUGCCAUACUCGGAGUACACUCCAAGAAGACGAUUCAAAAUACAAGAGAAGAGCAAAGCCCAAGGGCCGGGGGUGUUGGACUGUCCUUGGGGCAUUGUUUAAGGAGGUACCUUGUUUUUUUCUUGUAGUUUUGAUGAUGCGACUUUGAAGGCCCUUUCUGCUGUAUUUCCCUUUGCCCUGGUGUCUGAAACAGGACACAACUCGAGAGAGUGCUCAACAGCGCCCUGGGAACCCUCGGGGUUUGAGGAAGGACAGGGUGGGGUGACUACUGACUUUACACUCUGGGGGACCUGGUUCAGGUAUGCAUUUGGGGUUUUCAGCAGGCAGCUGGGACGAGGAUGGUGACCCAUUUGGGGCAAGUGUCUCCCCUGUCGCCUAGGCCAGCCCAGGCGUCUCUGCUCCUGCCAGCUCUAGUGUCCCCCUCCCCACCCCCUGCACCAUGUCCACCUGCAUUCAGAUGGAGGGAGCAGCUGAGGCCUCACCUUUGGGGCUGCCAGCUUCUCCAGAACAAGAGUCCCAUUCAGGAAUGAGUGCUUACUCAUUUUCUUUUUCCUGAUGAAGACCUCUUUAGCCUGGCCUGUAUAAAUAGUUCAGAACAUUCCAGGCCUUAGUGAGACAGGGCAGUGUCUUAACACCCACAGGCUUGUUACCGCAGCUGCCUAUUCCUGGCUUCUCCUCUGGCCUUGUUGGUAAACGCUGGAGGGGAUAAAGGCGCCAGAUUGGGGGCAGGGGUCUUUGGGAGCAGGGUUCCUGAGUCCCCACAGAGAGGAAAAAAGAAGCAGAUUCUCAGCUCUGUGGCCCUCUCCCUCCCCACCCCACAUCACUGCACGUUAUCACCAAGUUCUUACUAAGGUUGAAGGACAUGAACGAAAUCAGCCUUUGGUCCCUUUAUAUGAUAUGUAUACUUGAAAAUAACUAAGUGAAUAGAAAGAAAUUUUAAUGAAGAUUGGCUCCCUGUCCGCCAGUAGCCUCAGCCUGGAAGCUUCUGCCAGGUGCUCGACUAAUGGGGCAGCUGCUGACAGGACCCCUGAGAGCAGAGGGCCCACCCAACCCAUUACAGUAGCGUCUCUUUCCACACCACCACUGUCCUGUCUGAUGAUGGAGCAAGUUCUAGCAGGAAGUCAGGGGAUCCCUGUCCCAGGAGAUGGGCCCUUGGCCUGGCGAGGUAAGCAUCAGAUGGUCUGGUCCUGCCCCCAAAGGUCUCUUCCAGCCCUGGUCCCAGAUUAGGCCCCGUUUUAAUUGACUGUAUGGCCUGCCCUUCACUAGGCCCCAGAUUAUGAAGGAGAGGACCAGAAGAGCAGAUGGCCGCGUCCCUGAGGCGGUCCCUUGCUCCUGUCCCCAAGGCUGAAAGCAAAGGCAGGUCCCGAAGGAAUGGCUAUCUGGGGCAGGAAGAAAGGAGGGUGGGCACAGGGAAAUGCAUCUGCAGAAGUCAAAUAAGGGUAAGUAGGGGUUGCCCAUCUGCACAAAGUAGAAGGAGCAUCCACUGAGCUCCAAGGGUCCCAGGUUGGUAGGUUUGCUAGUGGAGAUCGCCAGGCUGUGGUUCAGCUGGAUGAGAGGCAGAAGGCUUCCUGAACUUUUCCUGAAUGCAGCCACAUCCCCUCUCAGCUGCCCACAGUUUCGGGAAUCGUGGAAGCCGCCCUUAACCUCAAAAAGAGGAAGUAGUAUUGGCAAAUUCAGUCUUAAGAGCUGGGAGAUCCAGAUGCUUUGGUCUGGGGUCCUUUGUCAUUCCAUGACUGUGGCUGGGGGAUGAGUGAGGUGUGUGUUUCUGAGGAUAUGGACGCUGUGCCAUCCCCGUGGGCCCAGCUCACAAUGUACACCAAGUAUUUUAUUUGGGAAAAGACCCUGCUUCCUCUACCACUGGGCUUGAACUGGGCACCCCAGAAAUCUCCAUCUCAUCUGUUUCAGGCAAAGUUUGCCUGGCUCCUCUGCCCCCUGCUGGAUCCCACAAACUCAUUGCCAAGAUCUCGGCCCUGUGUCACGUUUCAUGGCCACGUGGUAUGGGACACUCCCUUUGUGGCCAUGUGUGUCCACAUGUAUGUAUGUGUACUGCCCGCUCUGCUCAACCACGUGGCCCCCAGCUCCAUCGCUGUCAUAUGUCCUUGCCAUGGCUGCCAUCUGCGGUCUCCUGGAAACACGGGGGCCACCGCCGGUCAGGGUCCGCUUUGUGGAACACAAUGUGAAUCAUCACUUGAUGGCUUACUUGACUUAUUUAAUUAAAAAUGAAAACGUGCAGUGAGCAAAAUCUGAAA
Messenger RNA from Neogale vison (American mink), 10796 nucleotides. RefSeq names its product carbohydrate sulfotransferase 3 (gene CHST3). Gene Ontology annotation, cellular component: Golgi membrane. Gene Ontology annotation, biological process: N-acetylglucosamine metabolic process; carbohydrate metabolic process. Lineage: Eukaryota; Metazoa; Chordata; Mammalia; Carnivora; Mustelidae. The record is from RefSeq and is a predicted model, not a curated record. The coding region runs from base 4551 to 5987 and encodes 478 amino acids. The transcript is spliced from 3 exons. Gene Ontology annotation, molecular function: chondroitin 6-sulfotransferase activity; N-acetylglucosamine 6-O-sulfotransferase activity.